AUGGGUUUGCAGCUGAUCUACGUCCUCGCUGCUGUGCCCUUGGCUGUCUCGCUCACCUCGAGCGCUAUAUGCGCUGUCGCCUCCCGAUCAUCCGCUAUCAGGCUCGCCGCCUCGGGGCCUGACCAUCUCACCGCCUCCCCUUCGGCUCUUGAAGGCUCCUCGGUCUUCAACCACACCCACCUCAAACGCCACACAACCGCCGAUAACAACGACACCACCAGUGACGUCCAGCCAAAGGCCAACGAGAUCAAAAUCCGAUCCGUCCUUCUUUUCCUUCUCUCGCUCAUCCCUACUGCCUUUGUCAUUGUCUCCUUGGUCUUGGCCCUCUUGCCAGGCUCGGACGAUCGCACUCUCUUCCAACGGCUCUACGCACCCCUUAUCAACCUUGCAGGAUGGCUCUAUGCUCUCGUCCUCUUGCUCGCCAUGAUGACCCACCGUAUCCGCUUCAUCAAUGCGAUCCAGCCUCUGCAGUGGUUCUACACAACCACUGUUGGUGUCCUUCUGUAUCAGUUCUGGGUCCGCCUUGAUUUUAUCCUCAAAGGACCUUCCUCGUACACGUCCGACAUGUGGAUCUUCUUUGCUCUCUCCUCCGUUGCAUUUGUCUUGUGCGGCAUUGCCUUGACCAUGCCCUCCGAGCUCGACUUUGACUUUGUCCAUCGCUUUGGAUAUGGGUAUUCAUCUGCCAAGCACGAAAUGGGAACAGAGUCUUAUGCUUCGUACUUGUCGUGGCUCUUCUUCUCCUGGUUCAACACCGUCAUCGAGGUUGGCACCACAAAGACUCUCGACCAAACCGAUCUGCCAGAGUUGUUGCCCCAAUUGCGUGCUAGAACCAUUUGGUCCCAAUUCCAGGUCUUCCAUAAUGCAAGAGCGUCCAUGUCCCUCCUUAGACGCAUCCUCGUGUUUAAUAUCGCCAGUUUGCUCUGGCAAAUGACCUUUGUCAUCAUCUCGACCUUCCUCGACUUUUCCGUCCCCUACUUCCUCAAGCUGUUCCUCUCCUACAUCAAUGACCCUACCGUCCCUCCCAAGGUCGCCUACCUUUAUGUUGUCCUCAUCUUUGUUGCUCAAGUCUCGCGCUCUCUCGUCCAGUCGCAAAUGUUUUACAUGGGUCGUAAGAUCAACGUCUCCCUCAUGGCACUCUUGAACGCAGAGAUUUACGCAAAGACUCUGACCCGCCGCGACAUGAGUGGAUUAGUCGACAAAAAAAAGAAGGGCGUCAUAGCUGGAAAGGACAAGGACGAAAAGAAGGAUAAUGCUCCCGCCAGUGCAGGAAAAGUCGUCAACCUCAUGUCGACUGAUACCGUCCGCGUCUCUGGAGUGGUCAACUUCUGGCACAUUGGAGUCUCUUCGCCCAUCGGUAUCGCCCUCGGAACUUAUUUGCUCUACGACCUCAUCGGAUGGAGUUCGAUCGUCGGAAUGUCCAUUUUGAUUAUCACCAUCCCUGUCAACAAGGCCGUCAGGAAGCGCUAUGCCAAGGGUCAACGUGAGCUCUCGAGUGCUCGCGAUGAGCGUGUCACCUUGAUGGGCGAGUUGAUCGCUGGGAUCCGUAUGAUCAAGUUCUUUGCUUGGGAGCUGUCCUUCAGUGAGAAGGUCUUGAAGGCCAGAGAAUUCGAGCUCAAGAAGUUGGUCAAUGUCUACAAGAACACGAUUCUCUUCCAGGUCGUUUGGUUCUCUUCGCCUCUUCUUGUCACCAUUUGCAGUUUCUUCUGCUACGCCAAGAUCCAAAAGGGCGAGUUCACCCCUGCUGUUGCCUUCACCGCCAUGGUUCUCUUCACUCGUCUGAAGGCUCCUUUGAACGGCCUGCCUGCCGUCUACAUGGCCCUCACCAACGCCAGCGUCAGUUUGAACCGUAUUGCUGAGUACUUGGAGGAACCCAACAUCAAGAACGUUUUUGAGAACAGACGCAAGUCCAACAACGCACCCGAGAUCGGCAUGAAGGACAUGAGCUCCCAGUGGUGGACCACCGAUAGCGCCAAGACGACCAACGAGGAAAACGCAACUCAAGUUCGCACAGAGGACGUUGAUCAGUUCAUUCUCCGAAACAUCAACGUUUCCUUCCCUGUUGGAGAGCUUUCGAUUGUCUGUGGACCCACCGGAAGUGGAAAGACGUCGCUCUUGAUGGCCAUGCUCGGAGAAAUGGACGUUUUGACUGGUAACAUCUAUCUGCCUAGGAGACCCCUCGAUGGUGGCAAGGAUUUCGACCCCGCCACUGGACUUAUCAACGACGGUGUCGCCUUUGUCUCCCAGCAGGCCUGGCUCCAGAACGCUUCGAUCCGCGACAACAUUCUUUUCGGAAGCCCGUACGAGGAGGAUCGCUACAACGAGGUCAUUGAGGUCUGCGCUUUGAAGAGGGAUCUAGAGAUUCUGGAGGACGGCGAUCAGACCGAGAUUGGAGAGAAGGGAAUCACUUUGUCUGGCGGUCAGAAGCAGCGCGUCUCUCUGGCCCGUGCCAUCUACUCUCGAUCCCGCCAUGUGCUCUUGGACGACUGCCUCUCUGCUGUCGAUGCCCACACUGCCGAGCACAUCUAUGGAAAGUGCCUUAUCGGACCCAUCAUGAAGAACCGUACCUGCAUCCUUGUCACCCACCACGUUCGCCUCUGUAUCCCAACUGCCAAGCUAGUUGUUUUGAUGCGCAACGGCGAAAUUACGCUCCAGGGAACUGUUCAACAGCUUCGUGAGCAAGGAAAUCUUUCCCAGGUUAUGGAAGAGGAUGACGAGGAGCAGACCACCGACUCGGACGCUGACACUGUUGGCGAUAACGAUGUCGGAUCUUCAUCUACUAUUGCGAAGCCCCCCAAGCUGCGCAGGAAGUCGACCGCAAAGGAUCUCAAUGCUGCCAAUGCUCCCGCCGAACCUGCCAAGGACGCCAAGAAGUUGGUUCUGGAGGAGACUCGUCAGGAGGGCCGUGUGAAGUGGUCGAUUUACCAAGUUUACGUCAACGCCGUCGGUGGCAUCCCCUUCUGGCUCCUCUUGUUGGCUGUCUUUGCUAUGACCCGUACCGUUGAGGUCUCCGAGUCGCUCUGGGUCCGUGAGUGGGCUAACUCCUACGCUCCCGAUACUGAUCUGACCAAGUUCAUGUUCACCGAGAUGUAUGCCCUUGCCGGAUUCUCGACAUCGACCCCCGCCUCUGCCCCAGUCUACGCCGAAACCCGUAUUUUCCAGACGCAGCCAGUCUAUUACAACAACCCUAUUGUCCCAGCUGAUAACACCACCUUCACCACAAUGGAUCAGGAUGCCGAUGAUAUCUUGGGCAAGCCUGAGAAGCACGGCACCAACUACUAUCUUGCUAUUUAUGCCCUCAUCUCUGUCAGUGCCAGUUUGGCUCAUAUCCUCCAGACCAUCGUCCUCUACUUUGGUUCCCUUCGUGCCGCCAGGUUGCUCUACAAGAAGCUCCUCAUGGCCGUCGUCCGUGCCCCUCUCAGAUUCUUCGACACCACCCCCGUCGGUCGUAUCAUGAAUCGUUUCUCGAACGAUUUCGAGACGGUCGACAGCUCGAUUGCCAACAACUUUUCGCAGCUUUUGUCGCUCAUAAUCUCUGUCAGCUCCAUUAUCAUCGUCCUUGCCUACAUCACACCCGCCUUCGUGUUUGUCGCAGCCGUCAUCUCGGUCGCCUACUUGGCUAUCGGAAAGAAGUACAUCAGCACUUCUCGCGAAUUGAAGCGUCUCCACUCUGUGUCCCGCUCCCCCAUCUACUCCAUGUUUGGCGAGUCCUUGGCUGGUUUGUCGACCAUCCGUGCCUUCAGUGAGCAGAGCCGAUUCAUGAGCGACCUCUUGGUCAAGAUUGACGAUAGCAACCGUCCCUUCUACUUCCUGUGGAUUGCCAACCGCUGGUUGUCUGUGCGUUCCGAUUCGAUAGGUGCCAUUGUCGCACUGUCCUCUGGCGUGUUUAUUCUCAUGCAGCCCGCUGGAAUCGAUGCCGGAACAGCUGGUUUGGCUUUGACCUAUGCCCUUGAGUUUGUCGCCCUCGUCAACUUUUUGGUCCGCGAGUACACCCAGAUCGAGAUGGAGCUUAAUGCCAUUGAGCGUAUCACUGAGUACACUGUCAUGGCCCAGGAGCCCCCAGCCAUCGUCGAAGGCCGUCGUCCCCCAGCUGCCUGGCCAAUUGAGGGUGCCAUUGAGGUCAAGGACCUGGAGCUCAAGUAUGCCCCUGAUCUUGAGACCGUCUUGAGAGGCAUCUCUUUCAAGGUUGAAUCUCGCCAGAAGAUUGGAGUUGUUGGAAGAACUGGAUCAGGAAAGAGUACUUUGGCGCUGUCAUUGUUCCGCUUUGUGGAGCCAGUUGCUGGAAGCAUUCACAUCGAUGGAAUCAACAUUGGUGACAUUGGACUGGAUGACCUCCGUUCUCGCUUGACUAUUAUUCCUCAGGACCCCAUGCUGUUCACCGGCACUAUUCGCUCAAACUUGGACCCCUUCAACAACCACGUUGACAAUGAGCUUUGGGAGGCCCUGCAGCGUGUCCACCUGGUCAGCUCUGGUCAGGAUUCAUUGGCCAACAGCGACAACGAAGGUGAAGAUAGCACUGGAUCAUCGACCACCGGACCUGUUACAGCCGCCAGCAAGACCAACGUUUCCUUCUCGAGUCUCGACAACCCUGUCAGUGAGGGAGGAUCCAACUUUUCGCAGGGCCAGCGUCAGCUCCUGUGCAUGGCUCGUGCGUUGUUGAGGAACUCCAAGAUUAUUGUGAUGGACGAGGCGACGGCGUCGGUUGAUUUUGCGACUGACAAGGCGAUCCAGUCUGCGAUCCACCGCGAGUUUGAGAACUCGACGGUUGUGUGCAUUGCUCAUCGGUUGAACACUAUUAUUCUGUACGACAAGGUGUUGGUGUUGGACCAUGGCAAGGUGUUGGAGUUUGAUACCCCAGCCAACUUGCUGGACGACAGUAAGGGCCACAAGACGCACUUUAGAGAGAUGUGCGAGCGGUCGGGCGAGUUGGAUGUCCUUCUUGACAUGAUCAAGAACCAAUCGCGUUCCGCUUAG
Molecule: messenger RNA, 4971 nt
Organism: Linnemannia hyalina
Lineage: Eukaryota; Fungi; Mortierellomycota; Mortierellomycetes; Mortierellales; Mortierellaceae
Source: the annotation of a GenBank genome assembly